Eptesicus fuscus (big brown bat) is the source of this 468-nucleotide messenger RNA. Its product is annotated as ankyrin repeat domain-containing protein 26-like. The record is from RefSeq and is a predicted model, not a curated record. Bases 1 to 468 code for a protein of 155 amino acids. Gene Ontology annotation, molecular function: protein binding. Lineage: Eukaryota; Metazoa; Chordata; Mammalia; Chiroptera; Vespertilionidae. The transcript has 3 exons.
AUGGACUCCCCCACCACUCCUGGGAGCAGUGGCGUGGGAGCCAGAAUGCCUCACUAUGGAGACCAGCAUAUGGGAGAGAUCCACAAAGCUGCCAGCGAGGGCAACCUGCAGAGAGUGAAGGAAAUCCUAUUGUUCAGGAAAAAUAUUCGGAAUGAUAGGGACAUGAUGAGCAGGACUGCUCUGCACGUGGCCUGUGGCAAGGGCCAUCCAGAGGUGGUGAGACUGCUAGCACGCAGACAUUGCCUAUUGAACCUCUGUGAUAUUGACAACAAAACAGCUCUGAUUCACGCCAUACAAUGUGGGCAAGAAGAAUGUGCCACUAUUCUACUAGACCAUGGUGCCGAUCCAAAUGUGGUGGACAUCCACGGCAACACUGCUCUCCACUAUGCUGUCCAUGGUCACAACACAGCUAUAGUGGAAAAGCUACUUUCCCCUAUGUCAAAUAUGGAAGCGAGAAACAAGGUAUAG